GUAAAUUCAAAGAAGGACCUCCUCACCUGUUUCUGAUCUCGUCUUUGAGUCUCGACUUCCUCCGCAUUUUUAUUCCUCUUUUCUUCUGCUUUUCCAUUCGGUCCGACUCUUCCCGGGGUUCAGUUCUAGGGUUUCGCUCCCUCCGAUUCUGAAUCGCGAUCAGCUCCGCUGACCAAUCGCUUGCUGCGGAUGUUCGGAUUUCUGCUUCUUUUCGAAGUUUGAAUGUGCGUCUGAUUAUUUUUCCUUAAUCCAGAUUUUUCAUUGUCCGUCUAUUCUUUGGAUUAGUUUAACACACAAUUCAAUUAUGAUGACACGGGUGUGUUAUGCCUGAUUGCUGUCAAGAGAACGCAAAUUUUCUGUUUCACAGUCUCAAUAUAGAAUCUUCAAUUCUCCAGAAUAAUGUACUCAUACCAACUUUUGCAUGUGAUGGAACAUGGUUAGCCUCAGUGGUGUCUGGAAGAUUCUUUUGCUCCUGAAAUAGAAGAAAAAGGAGACCCCCCAGUUGCUGAUAUUUGCCGGUGGGGGAAUUUCAUCUUCAGCCAUGUCUUCGCUUCAAUUAUUGCAGUUAACUGAGCAUGGCCGGAGUCUUCUGGCUUCAAGGAGGAAAACUUUACUGGUUGCUGCUGGUGUCCUAGUUGCUGGUGGGACAGCUGCAUACAUGCAAUCACGAUUUAGCUGUAGAAGGCCCAAUUCUUUUGGUCAUCACAAUGGGAUCAGCAACGAGGGUGAAACACCAGACAAGGAGGUUGGAAAUAAUGAUAUUGUGAAGAAAAAUAAACAGAAGAAAGGUGGAUUAAGGUCCCUUCAAGUUCUUGCUGCUAUACUCCUAUCUCAAAUAGGCCGAUUGGGUCUUCGUGAUCUUCUAGCAUUGGUGGCUAUAGUGGUGUUCCGAACUGCUUUGAGUAAUAGAUUAGCAAAAGUGCAAGGAUUCCUAUUCCGAGCUGCUUUCCUUCGACGUGUGCCAACUUUUUUCCGGCUGAUUUUUGAAAACAUUAUAUUGUGUUUCCUUCAGUCAACCUUGCAUUCCACUUCAAAGUACAUUACAGGGACCUUAAGUCUGCGGUUCAGAAAAAUAUUGACGAAGCUUAUCCAUGCACAUUAUUUUGAGAAUAUGGCAUACUAUAAAAUAUCGCAUGUUGAUGGUCGCAUAACGAAUCCUGAACAACGAAUUGCGAGUGACAUACCAAGGUUCUGUUCAGAAUUGAGUGAUCUUGUACAGGAUGACUUAAUAGCAGUUACUGAUGGUCUGCUUUAUACUUGGCGCUUGUGCUCUUAUGCAAGUCCAAAAUAUGUUUUCUGGAUUUUGGCCUAUGUAACGGGAGCAGGGGCCAUGAUUAGGAACUUUUCUCCUGCAUUUGGGAAACUGAUGUCCAAAGAACAACAAUUGGAAGGUGAAUAUCGACAACUUCAUUCACGGUUAAGGACCCAUGCAGAAAGUAUAGCAUUUUAUGGUGGAGGAAAUAGAGAAGAAUCUCAUAUUCAGCAGAAGUUUAAGACUCUUAUUAGGCACAUGAGUGCUGUUCUUCAUGACCAUUGGUGGUUUGGCAUGAUCCAAGAUUUCUUAUUGAAGUACCUUGGCGCUACUUUUGCUGUUAUCCUGAUUAUUGAGCCCUUCUUUUCUGGAAAUCUGAGACCUGACUCUUCAACUCUAGGACGGGCAGAGAUGUUAAGUAAUCUAAGAUAUCAUACUAGUGUUAUAAUAUCACUAUUUCAGUCCCUGGGAACUCUUUCCAUAAGUUCAAGACGCCUUCAUCGUCUCAGUGGUUAUGCUGACCGCAUUCAUGAGUUAAUGGUCAUAUCAAGGGAACUAAGUACUGUUCAUGAUAAAUCUUUGCAAAGAAAUGGAAGUGGGAAUUAUGUCAGUGAAGCUAAUUAUAUAGAGUUUUCUAAUGUCAAGGUGGUUACCCCAACCAAUAAUGUAUUGGUGGAGGAUUUGACACUCAGGGUUGAGUCAGGAUCUAACCUUUUGAUUACAGGUCCUAAUGGUAGCGGCAAAAGUUCACUUUUCAGAGUCCUGGGAGGCCUCUGGCCACUUGUAUGUGGCCAUAUUGUGAAACCUGGGAUUGGUUCUGAUCUUAAUAAAGAGAUUUUCUACGUGCCGCAAAGACCAUACACUGCUGUAGGAACACUUCGGGAUCAGUUAAUUUAUCCCCUUACACAAGAUGAAGAGGUUGAACCACUCACACAUGGUGGAAUGGUUGAGCUGUUGAAAAAUGUUGACCUUGAGUAUCUAUUGGACCGUUACCCACCUGAGAAAGAAAUAAAUUGGGGUGAUGAACUCUCUCUGGGGGAGCAGCAAAGAUUGGGAAUGGCCAGACUGUUCUACCAUAAACCUAAAUUUGCUAUUCUGGAUGAGUGCACCAGUGCUGUGACAACUGAUAUGGAGGAACGUUUCUGUGCUAAAGUUCGAGCCAUGGGAACUUCAUGCAUUACAAUUUCACAUCGUCCUGCACUAGUUGCUUUUCAUGAUGUAGUUUUGUCCUUGGAUGGUGAAGGAGGCUGGAGUGUUCAUUAUAAGAGGGAUGAUUCUCCAGUCCUUACUGAAACCAAGACAAAUAUGACAAAGCCUUCUGAAAGUGAUCGCCAAAGUGAUGCAAUGGUAGUUCAACGAGCAUUUUCAACCACUAGGAAGGACUCUGCAUUCUCAAAUUCGAAGGCCCAAUCAUACAUUUCAGAGGUUAUGGCAGUGUCUCCCUCUGUGGAUUGCAAUGUUCCAUUGCCUGUAAUUCCACAGCUCCAAAGUGCUCCAAGGGUAUUGCCAUUGAGAGUGGCUUCCAUGUUCAGAAUACUGGUACCGACAGUGCUGGACAAACAAGGUGCACAACUGCUUGCAGUUGCUUUACUUGUUCUCUCAAGGACAUGGGUCUCAGAUCGUAUAGCAUCGUUAAAUGGGACCACUGUAAAGUAUGUUUUGGAGCAGGACAAGGAAUCCUUUAUUCGUUUAAUUGGUGUGAGUGUUCUUCAAAGUGCUGCAUCAUCGUUUAUUGCACCUUCAUUGAGGCACUUAACAGCAAGGUUAGCCCUUGGGUGGAGAAUUCGUUUGACUCAACAUUUACUCAAGAACUACUUGAGAAGGAAUGCAUUUUACAAGGUUUUCCACAAUUCAAGCAAAAAUAUUGAUGCAGAUCAGAGAAUAACUCAUGAUCUGGAGAAGUUAACUACUGAUUUAUCAGGGCUGGUAACUGGAAUGGUAAAGCCAACUGUUGACAUUCUGUGGUUCACCUGGAGAAUGAAGCUCUUGACCGGUCAAAGGGGUGUUGCGAUACUGUAUGCUUAUAUGUUACUGGGUCUUGGUUUCCUAAGAAGUGUGACUCCUGAUUUUGGUGAUUUGACAAGUCGAGAACAACAACUUGAGGGGACCUUUAGAUUCAUGCAUGCAAGAUUGCGUACCCAUGCUGAAUCUGUUGCGUUUUUUGGAGGUGGUGCUCGGGAAAAAGCGAUGGUUGAAUUAAGAUUCGGGGAACUUCUUGAUCACUCUAUGUUACUUCUGAAGAAGAAAUGGCUUUUUGGUAUCUUGGAUGAUUUUACCACUAAGCAGCUCCCUCAUAAUGUAACUUGGGGUUUAAGCUUGUUAUAUGCUGUGGAGCACAAGGGAGACCGGUCCUCGACAACAACGCAAGGUGAGCUGGCUCAUGCAUUGAGAUUCCUAGCAUCUGUUGUGUCUCAAAGCUUCUUAGCUUUUGGUGACAUUCUUGAAUUGCAUAGAAAAUUCCUUGAGCUCUCUGGUGGUAUCAAUCGUAUUUUUGAACUGGAAGAGCUUCUAGAUGCUGCUCAAUCUGAGGAUCCUGUGACCAAUACCUUAUCAUCAUCCAAGACCACAGAUCUUUAUAUCGAAGAUACCAUUUCCUUCUCUGAGGUGGACAUCAUUACCCCUGCACAGAAAUUGUUGGCUAGGCAGUUGACAUGUGACAUAGUACCCAGGAAAAGUCUGCUUGUUACUGGUCCCAAUGGGAGUGGGAAAAGCUCUAUCUUCAGGGUUCUUGGAGGUCUUUGGCCUAUUGCAAGUGGUACACUUGGUAAACCAAACCAACAAAUUGAUGAAAGGGCUGGAUCAGGCUGUGGUGUAUUCUAUGUUCCUCAGCGACCAUACACAUGCCUAGGAACGCUAAGGGAUCAGAUUAUAUAUCCUCUCUCUCAUGAGGAAGCAGAGAUGAGGGUGUUUAAUUUGAAUGGAAAAGGUAAAAAAUCUGUUGACACCACAAACAUUUUGGAUGAACAUUUGAAACAUAUUCUAGAGAAUGUCCGGUUAAUCUAUCUUUUGGAAAGGGAGGAAGGUGGCUGGGAUGCUAAUUUGAAUUGGGAAGACAUCCUUUCACUUGGAGAACAGCAGAGACUAGGCAUGGCACGCUUGUUCUUUCACAAGCCUAAAUUUGGCAUCCUUGAUGAGUGCACCAAUGCUACUAGUGUCGAUGUUGAGGAACAUCUUUAUAGGCUUGCAAAUGGAAUGGGCAUCACAGUUGUUACCUCCUCGCAGCGUCCUGCUUUGAUACCAUUUCAUUCUGUGGAACUACGGCUGAUUGAUGGUGAGGGUAAGUGGGAGCUUCGAUCAAUUAAGCAAUGAGUUGAAAAUGCCAGCCUGCAACUGAUUGUCUUCUGCUCCAUGUAAUUCUGUAUUAUUUCCUGCACAUGCUGGUGGAGGGAACGAUAUUAUUGACGUUCCUAUAGUAUGAAGUUGGUUAAUAUGAUCAUUUCCAGAAGGUGGAAGCUGUAGUAACUUUCCUCAAUGAUUAGGGGCCAAGAGGAGAAGUCACGAAAUCCAGUUCGGAUAAUAAAAUUGCAGCACACAGGCAUGUCAGUAAUCACCUGUAAUAUAAAGAAAUCCCUUUAUGUACAGGCAUUUUUUUUAGGUAUUUGAUAUCAGUUGGCCCAUCAUUUUUGUUGUACAAACUUUGAAGCCUAGUCAAUUUUAUAAGCCCCCAUGAAUAAAUGGCGGGGGUGGAAAAACAAGAAAUUGGGUAUUCUCUUUGUCUA
This is a messenger RNA of Vitis riparia (riverbank grape), 4971 nucleotides long. RefSeq names its product ABC transporter D family member 1. Gene Ontology annotation, molecular function: ATP binding; ABC-type transporter activity; ATP hydrolysis activity. Gene Ontology annotation, biological process: long-chain fatty acid import into peroxisome; very long-chain fatty acid catabolic process; peroxisome organization. Gene Ontology annotation, cellular component: peroxisomal membrane. The transcript has 27 exons. Bases 542 to 4561 code for a protein of 1339 amino acids. The record is from RefSeq and is a predicted model, not a curated record. NCBI's taxonomy places the organism in Eukaryota, Viridiplantae, Streptophyta, Magnoliopsida, Vitales, Vitaceae.